CAACAGAUUGAUAGUAUUCAUCGUAUUCGUAAAGAUUUGAGAAUAUCGUCGGUUUUAGCGACGAAACAUAUUGCAAAUAAGUGUGAAACCUUGUGAUAAACUUACCUUUAGUGUUAGUUAAUCUAGUACAAUUUUAAUAAAUUCAAAAUGUUUAUCUGGGAUUGGUUUACUGGCGUCUUGGGAUUUCUGGGUCUGUAUAAAAAAUCUGGAAAGCUGUUAUUCCUGGGACUGGACAAUGCUGGCAAAACAACACUUCUGCAUAUGUUGAAGGACGACAGACUGGCACAGCAUGUACCUACUUUACAUCCCACGUCAGAGGAGCUGUCGAUAGGCAGCAUGCGGUUCACGACGUUCGACCUGGGCGGGCAUCAGCAGGCGAGGCGCGUGUGGCGCGACUACUUCCCCGCCGUCGACGCGAUCGUGUUCCUGGUGGACGCGUGUGACCACAAGCGCCUUCGCGAGUCCAAGGCCGAGCUGGACUCGCUGCUGACGGACGAGACGCUCAGCAACUGCCCCGUUCUCAUCCUCGGCAACAAGAUCGACAAGCCCGGCGCCGCCAGCGAGGACGAAUUGCGCCAGUUCUUCAACCUCUACCAGCAGACCACCGGCAAGGGCAAGGUGUCGCGGUCGGAGCUUCCGGGGCGGCCGCUGGAGCUGUUUAUGUGUUCGGUGCUGAAGCGGCAGGGCUACGGCGAGGGCUUCCGCUGGCUCGCGCAGUACAUCGACUGAGCGCCACGAGUGACAACCCUACACCACCUGUCACUGUCACUCGCAUACGCUUCUCGUCACCCCUGAACUAGCCGCGUUUAGUUGAGGCUCACUGGGGCCAACUUUGUGAUCGAUUUAUCGCCCGUUCUUUUAUCUAUACAUAUUUUGUAAUCUAUGAUUCUGUACCAAGAUUUGCUCACUCGCAAUCGAGGAGUCGUUUUCGAGUAUAGAAAUACUUGUAUAUCAGAGUAAAAUUAUUAAUAUUGGAUUAAAGCUCAAAUUUGCCUACAAUUCUUUACCUAGUACUUUUAGGACCGACUCUAAAACAAGUGACUCUAGGCCUAUUUUAUUUUGACUGUAUACCACGAGAAAGCGAAUUCUCGUUUGCGAGCGAGCAAAUCUCCUACACAGGCUACAGUUCAGAAAUGCCCGGUCCUAUUAUCAUUAUUAUUCCAUAUUUUUUUUUAAUUGUCUAUUAUUAAUUUAAAUAUAACAUAUCAGUUCUUUAUCCUGUUUUAUUUAGUAGAUUUUUUGUGAUAUCAGCAGCGAUGGUUGGAAAAGGGGUUACUAAGCAAAUGAGGGCUUACAGUAUUCAUAAUAAUGAUAAAAUUUAUUCCACAACUUCUAGAGAAAUAACUAAAAAAAAACGGUACAAAGUUGUCUUAAAAAAUUGCACUGAUUACUGAUUACCAUGACAUCAGCUGUUUACAUUUAAGGUCAAAAGCCAUUUGAUUAUGGCAACGGUUAUGGUCCUAAAGGAUGUUAAAACAAUAAUUCAUAUACACGUUCAUACGCACACACUUACGUGUAAAUGUGAUUUUAAGACAUAACAAUUUUGUUGGGUUUGUAAUCUUGGUGGCUUUCAUAUAAAUAGGGUUUUUCAAAUUACGUUACAACAACUGAGGUAUUUACGAUACUUAUGUGUAUUGUGCUUUAUAAGUAUCCUUUUAUAAAGCCUCACCAAACUAAGGUUCAGCACAAAUCGAGCGACCAACUCUGUGAGCAUGCUGGAACACUUAUACCACGGAUAAUAAAAUACCGUCCUUGUCACACUGAAAUAAAGUAGUAUAUAGUAUUCAAUAUAUCAACAAACGAUAGAUAACGCAAAAUUAUAUCUUAAAUACUAUAUAAAACUCUAUUACAAUAGAAUACAGAAGAUAUUUGAUUAUCCCAGGAAAAACUUGACCCUUGCAAAUAAACGCUCGGUUUGCACUGACCCUAAGGCUAAGGCUUUAUAAUUUAUUCAAUUUGAUUAGUUAUUUUUUUCAAAAUAACUAGAAAUGUUAUUUUUCCAUGUUUUGAAUUCUGUGAAGUUGGAGGGGACUUAAAGUAUAGCAAUCUAAAUAGGGAUUUGGACAGCUGUUACUGAAUCAAAGAGUAUACAAACUUUAAUAAUGUUUUGGAUCAAAAAAGUUAAAAGAGUAAAUAUUGAUGGAAUUUAUGUUCGAUUUCUAACUAGAUCUUAAAAAAACGGUUAUAACUACUAAGAAAUUUUGUUGUACUUUGUGUAUGUAGUAGUUUGUUAUGAAACUAUUUUAACUUCAAAUUUAAGUCAUACAAUCUUUUAAAGAUUUUUGCUUACAUUUUUGGGCAUUUCUGAACAAAUAAACAAUACAGAAUAGGUAGGUAAAUUUAUUCCUACAUUAUGACUCAAGAUUCCAAUAAGUACCUAUAAUUAAUUAUUCUUUCUAAUUAGAACUUUUUGCAGCGAAUCAAAUAUCAAUUAUUUCAAGUACGCUUAUUUGAGCCCACAAACAUUACACACACACUUAACGAUUCAUAACGAUACAACCGCAAAAUUACCAGCACACGAUACUUGGAUUUCGUAUUUCAUUCGCGGGUAGAAUCGCUCGAAAAGUUCUCCGUGACGGACCUUUAAGAACGUCUUGAGUGCGAGUUGCUCAAGCGUUUUCACGAGGAAACCCUGCCAAAGGACAAUCUUUUUAUCCAGCUAAGAAAAACUAAAUUAAAUGUAUAGCUAACGUUUAGUCCUUUCAAAAAGUUAAUUCUUGUUUUGUACAUUGAACUAUAAGGUCGGGUCAAAUUCUAUGUUAGCUCUAAGUUCGUUUUCAAUUUUGGUCAAACUUUUUGAAGAUACUUGCCAAUUCUGUAAGUACAUAAAUCUCUAAAAUAAAUUCAUAAAGUAGUGGUGUCCAAAAACGGAGCUGCGAAAAGUAGUUAUAAAUAAUAAUACUUCAAUGAAUAAAGAAUAUUGAGGAACGGCCAUACUCGUACGUACGGCAUAUUAGCGUGCCAAUUUCCCAUUUCUUCUUUACAUAAAGUAUCAUCACUAAAACGGUUUGUUGGAUUUCUGUAAUCAAAUACAUAUGUUGAGCACAAUUUUUAGUGUUAUUUUGUUUAUGGCGUUUUAAUAAAACAAAUUUGCAGUAAUGGGAUGCUAGCGUGAGCCGCCAUUUUAUUAUCCACUUCAUAGUUAGAUAGGCACGUUUUUUUGAAGUUAUCAUAGAUCGUCUAAUUACUUCAUUAAGCAAUCAAUGUAUCAAGACCCGUUUUAGUAUCGAGAUUUGUGUGGAACAGAAUUGACAGUGGAAUAGGGGCUUGUCUCAUUGGCUUAGUAGUUUGCUUGACUCGGUAUAGGGUACAAAAAAUAUUGGUAUGGGGUUAAUCUGCAAAUAAAUCAUAUAUAAUUUAUCUGUAAAUAGUCGUAAGUUGAAAAUAAGUAAAUUCUCAGUACCAGCCCGGGCUUAGGAAGUUGGUGUUGUUUCAAUACCGCGCCUCGUCUCGCGAGCUCAGCCGUCGCGAGUCGGUUCUCAAUAUCAUAACUAACUCUCUAUUGGCCCCGCUGUAGACCGGUUGCUGCAGUUUAAUUAAUAUUAAAGUAUUUCUAGGUUCAAAUUAACUUGGAUGAAAAUAUAUAAAGACAAAGCUAAGUUUUUUUUGCAUGGGGUAUACCGUUUAACCGUAUUCACACACACUGUAAAUUA
Messenger RNA from Pararge aegeria (speckled wood butterfly), 3653 nucleotides. RefSeq names its product GTP-binding protein SAR1b (gene Sar1). The record is from RefSeq and is a predicted model, not a curated record. The coding region runs from base 148 to 729 and encodes 193 amino acids. Gene Ontology annotation, biological process: membrane organization; vesicle organization; endoplasmic reticulum to Golgi vesicle-mediated transport. Gene Ontology annotation, molecular function: GTP binding; GTPase activity. The transcript is spliced from 5 exons. Gene Ontology annotation, cellular component: endoplasmic reticulum exit site; COPII vesicle coat. NCBI's taxonomy places the organism in Eukaryota, Metazoa, Arthropoda, Insecta, Lepidoptera, Nymphalidae.